AUGAAGCCGGGCAGCUCCGGUGCAGCAGAGAGAAUUUCCACGUCGCUCGCUUCUUCUUCCUGGAUGCGAAGAUGGAACGCAUGCAAUCGUCCUCCUUCAGAGCUUCAGUUUCCAGGACCGUCUUCUCUUUUUCCCAAACACACGCGGUGCCGAAUCGCGUGGCACGUCUUCUAUCUUUCUUCUCUCAACUCGAGGACGCAUGCGCAGUUUGCACUCCGUCUGUCCCCGCAGCUGAACCGAAGUUGCUCCGCGUCUCCUCUCUGCAGCGCUCUGUCCUUCACGUCUCCCAACUCUCCUCCUUCUUCUUCCCUCGUCGGGUUCGGAGUACGAAGCUUGAGGGUGGAAGCGCUCGCAGGUGAGGAUGGGAAAAUUUUCCAUUUCCCCAGCGAAGGCCAGAAAGGCUGUGAAGCCUUUUCAUGGCAUCCACGCCGAUCCGUGGCGUCUGCUCGCCGGGAGCGAGAGCGAGAAGAGAAAGAAGAAGAGAACGAAGACGAGUUGAAUGACGAGGACUCCACACGCGCGCUGCAGGAUGACGACGCUCUCCAGCUGAUGAAGCAGAUGGCGGAACCUUUUAAUCAGAGACCAGCUAGCGGAGGUCGACGGAAGAUGCAACCCCACGCCGUCCACGUCGUCCACGACCUCUCGAUACCAUCGAUUUCCUCAGCCUUGUCUCCUUCCUCUCCACCUUCUGCUUCCUCUCCACCUUCUGCUUCCUCUCCACCUUCUGCUUCCUCUCCUUCUGUCUCGCCUGCGUCUCGAUCGGCUUCUGGGGCGUCGGCGCCUCCGUCGCAGCCCGUGGAGAAAGCACGUGUUUCUGAUUCCGUUCCUCUUGGGGGUUCGAAAGCGGAAGCGCCGUCCGCCGAUUCCCAGUCGGACGCUCUCGCAGCCUCUCAGCCUUCUUCUUCAACUUCUCCGUCUUCGUCUUUUCCGGCUUCCUCCGUGAGCUACCUCACAUCUGACGGUUCUCUGGAAUCCGCAGCGUCGGCCGGGGCAGAUCGGGAAGACAACUGGGGCCGAUCGAGAACCCGCGACGAGAUGGCGCAGGACGAGACCGAGUUUGUCGUCGUGGAUGUCGAAAAGCUGAGACAGGAAACAAAACUCAUUCUCCUCCCCGUCCAAAAAGUGCUGCGAACGCUCGUCGACAAGUACCCAGGCAUGUACGUGUGGCGCGAUGGUUUCAUCCACACCGUGAAGCAGCUUCUUGCCUCGUCAGGUUGUUCCUCCGCCACUCUCGACGUUUCGGAUGAAGCUCUGAACCAAGCCUUUGAUUUUCUGGACAAAAGCAACAACGAAAUCAUUGACCUCCUCGAGGCAGUGCGAGGCCUACCUCAACUGUGCCGCGCAAGUCACGAAGACCGAAUAAAAGCUCUUUUUGAGCUUUUCGAUCGGCGUGGGAGUCGCCGCCUUCACUUCGACGAAGUCAUGGAGGUCUUCUGCUUCAUCUACCGAGUCAUCUUAACGCCGUCGAUGGUUUGCCAGCUGAAGGAGGCGUGUCUCGAUUUCACAACGAUCGACGAUCUCGCGCUGCACACAACGCAGCAGCUUUUCAGCCACCUUCGACAGCCAGGCGUUGCUCCGCCGUCUGCUCGGUCUUCUUCCAUUUCCUUCCGCCAUGGAUGCAGCUUCGAAUCUGCGUUGUCUGGAGAGGCAAAGGCGCGGAAGAACGCAAAUCCGGGCCAGAUCGACGGAGCCUUCCACAGUUCCUCGUCUGUCUUUCUCCGGCCCCCGUGGCGCAAUGCAGAGGACUUCGGGUGUAUAGACACUCGGCGCGAGCGCGCGAGGGCGGAAUCCCCGCAGACGACUCACAGACAUCCCCUGGAAGACAGUUUCGGCAGGCGCAGCGGAGUGGACGAAAGAAGCGAGCGAGGACCGACGCAGAGAGAGACUCGAGACCUCGGGCUUUUCUCCGAGGCAAGCGGGCCGUGGCAGCGAGCGCAGAAACGUCGCGACGAAUUUAUGUCCUACAAGGAAUUCAAGGAAAUCUGCGCCACGCUUCCGCCAAGUGUGGGCUUCUCUAGGUCUUCCCUCCUGGAACUUCCUUUAAUUGUUCUGGUCCGGGACGUUCUCGCGCCGCCGCGUUCCCACGUUGUGAUUCGCCGUCUGAGAAGAAACCCGGAGCUACACGGCGCCUUUGCUUCAGGCUAA
Neospora caninum is the source of this 2145-nucleotide messenger RNA. RefSeq lists its product as hypothetical. NCBI's taxonomy places the organism in Eukaryota, Apicomplexa, Conoidasida, Eucoccidiorida, Sarcocystidae. The coding region runs from base 1 to 2145 and encodes 714 amino acids. Gene Ontology annotation, molecular function: calcium ion binding. The transcript is spliced from 8 exons. The record is from RefSeq and is a predicted model, not a curated record.